Molecule: messenger RNA, 354 nt
Organism: Capronia epimyces CBS 606.96
Lineage: Eukaryota; Fungi; Ascomycota; Eurotiomycetes; Chaetothyriales; Herpotrichiellaceae
Exons: 2
Coding region: 1-354 (117 amino acids)
Source: RefSeq, a predicted model, not a curated record
AUGUUUGGCUUUUACAUGGCACGAAUUGUGACCAGCAGAAUGCGCCCGGAGCCUUCCAGCAGUUGGAAAAGCGAUAUAUCUGCCCUGGUGACCUGGGGUUCCCUGCAUUCCAGCUCUGACCAGGAACUGCUUUCGAUCCUCGAUGUCGCUCCUCCACACUUGCACAGUCGGAAUCGAAAGAUUGGCGGCGUCUGGGAGUUGGAAGCCUCCACUUAUCUUCGCAAGCCUGCUGCAAAAAAGCGAUACUUCAACAGUCGGGCGACCAUGUCAGACCUCAUUGCCUUGGGGGUCUAUGCGGGACCUGCAGUGCCGUUGAAAGCCGGCCGGAUCGAUGCUACCCAGGCCGGGCCCUAA